Chenopodium quinoa (quinoa) is the source of this 1456-nucleotide messenger RNA. Its product is annotated as PLAT domain-containing protein 3-like. NCBI's taxonomy places the organism in Eukaryota, Viridiplantae, Streptophyta, Magnoliopsida, Caryophyllales, Amaranthaceae. The record is from RefSeq and is a predicted model, not a curated record. Bases 687 to 1196 code for a protein of 169 amino acids. Gene Ontology annotation, molecular function: protein binding. The transcript has 2 exons.
UUUGGAAUUCAUAUUUUGACUAGAAGGUCAAUCUGUUUUUGCUAUUGUCAUCAUGAUCUUAGUUACUUAUAUGCAUUUCUCUCUUCUUCAUAAUGAUGUACUUUACUAGUUUUAGUAGAAGAUAAAUACAUAUGUAUGCCUAAACUAAUUUUUUUUUUAACCAUCAAUAAUCAAUCCUACAUCAUUGGUUUUACUUCCAAAAAGAAAAAAAAAAAUAUGUUUGACAACUUUCUCUCUUCUUUUUUUCUCUCGUCAAGAGAAAAGGAUAAGAUCGAACUUAUUACAUAUUUAUCUUAUGGUAGUCAUUUUUCGAAUGACCCACAACUUUAACUUUUGAUGAUGCUAAAUUUAAAAUGUACAGAGUACAUUGAAAAGUUUAAAUAAACAAAUCCGUAGCCAAAAAAAAUAAAAAAAGAAAAAAGCAUGAAUGUGUAAUGAAUUGUCAUUGAAAUAGUACGUGCUUCCCAUAAUGUCAUUUGCCGUACUUUUUUAAUCUUUAAAUUAAGGGAUCUAAUUAACAACUAACGAUUAGAAGGCUUAACUUUAAUUUAUUCAAUUUUUUUUUCUUGUUUGUUUAUGAGGGGAUAAAUAUGCUUCCAUGUUUCAAUAAUUAAUUUGACGUAUUAUUAUUAUUUCAUCCACCAAAUUUCAACGAGAAUUGAAGAAAGAACAAGGAAAUCGCAAAAAUGGAAGCCAAGCUUCUAUUAUUCAGCACAAUGUUGAUCUUUGCCUGUGUCUCCUUUCCAGUCUAUUCAUGGGAUGAUGAUGAAUGCACCUACGUAAUCUACGUGCAAACCGGCAAUGCACAAACCGCAACAACGUAUGCUAAAGUGAACCUUGAAUUACGUGACAAAUAUUUCAAUCGCUUAAACAUCACAAACCUUCAAUCUUGGGGGAUUAUGAGCAAAUAUCAUUACUACUUUAGAAGUGGAAAUUUGGAUACAUUUGCUGUGAAAGGCAAUUGCUUAAGAGGCCCCCUUUGUAGCAUGACAUUAAGUCAUGAUAACACCGGCGUAUCUCCCGGUUGGUACGUGGACUAUGUUGAAGUUACCUCUAUUGCACCAAGUCGGGGUUGUCGGAAGAUUAAUUUCCCGGUUAAUGCGUGGUUGGCCGUCGAUGAGCCACCAUUUGGUACCGCUAGUCGGGGUGUGUAUUUGUGUGAUGAGAUUAUUAGGGAUGAUGGUAUAUGCUCCUAGCUAGAAGAUUUGAUUCGGCCUCUAACUCGGUUAUGCUACAAUUAAUUUAACUGUAGUGCAUAAUUGCUUAGUUAUUGAUUGAGUUUUGCACUUUGGCUUUUAUUGGAAUGUGAGUUGAAAAUAAGAAAUGUGUUGUAUGUAUUGGGAUAUCAAUCAAUCAAUCAAUAUAUAUAUUAAAACUCAAUGUUAAAGAUUGUAAUCCUACCAUGUGUCACCAAUCUCGCCACAUGUCAUUAUGGUUUGACAAAUCAUGUGGCACA